This is a messenger RNA of Rhizophagus irregularis DAOM 181602=DAOM 197198, 340 nucleotides long. Lineage: Eukaryota; Fungi; Glomeromycota; Glomeromycetes; Glomerales; Glomeraceae. The record is from RefSeq and is a predicted model, not a curated record.
CUAAAUCUUCCAAAUAACUUUUAACUAUUCCCUCAUUCCUCAAGAUUAUUUUUUAAAAAAAAAUAAAGAAAAAUACAUUUCUUUAUAUAAUGACCUUCAUAUACCUCAUAACAACUAUAAACAUCUCUCAAAUUUUUCCGCAAUUGAUGGUAAUUUCCUCUUCCGUGUCUAUGUCUUUAAUCAACUUAUUUUCUGUUUGUGUAAACCAAUUUGGAAUUUUACUUUUACUACUUCUCACUUCAUAUGUUAUUCUACUCCAAUUUUUUACAUUGUAUUUUCUUUUGUAUCUUUCACAAUUUCAUUAAUUAUGCAUAUUGGUUGAUAUGAAUUCUGAGUCUAG